Messenger RNA from Schistosoma bovis, 812 nucleotides. Lineage: Eukaryota; Metazoa; Platyhelminthes; Trematoda; Strigeidida; Schistosomatidae. The record is from the annotation of a GenBank genome assembly.
UAUGGAUCGAAAUUGAAAUUCGUUACUAAUGCCAACUCAAGACGUUUGGCGCACGCAACAAAAGGCAGUUCAACUCCGUCACCAAUAUUGAUAAGCAUUUCACCACAAAAGCUUUGAAGUAUAGUUGGAUUCUUCCUAGGAAACUUUGGGUCUUGUCUUUGCUAACCAGUGUCUGGGUCGGUCAGUAAAACCGUGUUAUGUAAUGCGCGAUCUUUCAAAUGCGGAAAUACAGAGUAUAGUCAAGCUCCAAGCUCAUAUUCGAGGUAUUCUGGCUCGCACAAGGUUCAAGAAAGCUUUACAAAUUUUUCGAAACAUAGUUUCGGAAUGUGGUGAAUCCGAAGAUAAUUUAAGUCAGUUCCAAUACACGUUUAAUCAUUUUGGGAAGAACAGAACAUGUUCAGUCAACAGCACCAAUACUUCUGAGAAGCUAAAACUUCCUGAGCUGUACGCUCUUAGAAACAAUCUUUUCCUCGAAGCUAUAUGGUUGGAUCAGGCUAUCAACAGUCGUCGUCAUUUUCUGAUGUAUAAACAAGACUUCAAUGCACAUUUCGAUCAAUGAGUAUUGAAGUAAAGAGGUGAAGAAGAAGAAAAACAACAACAACAAUCAAAGUAGAAAAGUGUUAGUAGUGUUGAGUAUACAGGAAGUGCUAUACACUAUUAUUAUCUAAUACACGCAAUCAUUUAAAUGGUUUAUUCAAUGCAUACAAUGUAGCAUAUAAAUGUUUAAGACAUUUUGUUUUAUCACAUUUAUUAUAAACAAAAAAAAGAAAAAUAACCGGAUGACAUUCAUUAAUAAUAAUAAUAAUAAUAAU